UGUAAGUCGCCCCUGUAGUCGAGGCCAAAGCGAUCUUGCGCAGGAGCUGCGCGAGCAUUUGGAGCUCGUGCUGGAUGUUGGCUCUCUCCUCGCUCGCGCUCGCUGACCGCAGCCCACUUUUUGGGCACGGAGAGGAGCUCGCGCAGCGUAUCCGCUCUCGCUGCGACCCGAUGCCGUGAAAGGAACGCUUUACGUUGCAUGCGUUACGUUUUACGCACGGCUUUGGCCUCAGCAACACCACCAGAAGCAGAGUUUUUGGGGGUCUUUCGGAUGGGCGCGUGCGGUGAAUAGCAGACGCCUCUUAAGUUCGCCGCUCCUUCCUCGCUUCAAGCAUAAUCCUGCUCGGCGUGGACGAGGCAUCAGUGCGCGUGGGAAAUGUGAAGGAGCUUAAAAAGUAUGGCAUGCAAACAUGGUCUCGGCCAAGAAGGAGACGGUGACUGCGAUGUACCCCGCUUCCAUUUCCACUCUCCUCUACUUGCUCUGCGUGACGGCUUGCAUCAAGAGAAUAUCAGGACAGCUCAAGAAGGAGGAUAGACUGUAUCCGGAGAAUUUCACGCGCAUACUGGACAGACUACUGGACGGCUAUGACAACAGACUUCGACCUGGAUUCGGCGGUCGAGAGACAGAGGUGAAGACUGAUAUCUACGUCACCAGUUUUGGCCCAGUGUCUGAUGUGGAAAUGGAGUACACAAUGGACGUGUUUUUCCGGCAGACGUGGGUUGAUCAGAGGUUGAAGUAUGAGGGGCCGAUCGAGAUAUUGCGGCUGAACAACCUGAUGGUGACUAAAGUGUGGACUCCAGACACCUUCUUCAGGAACGGCAAAAGAUCAGUGGCCCACAACAUGACCGCCCCAAACAAGCUCUUCCGAAUCAUGAAAAAUGGCACCAUUCUCUACACCAUGAGGUUGACGAUAAGUGCAGAGUGUCCAAUGAAGCUUGUGGAUUUUCCCAUGGAUGGCCAUUCCUGUCCACUGAAGUUUGGCAGUUAUGCUUACCCCAAGACUGAGAUGAUCUACACAUGGACCAAAGGACCUAAACACUCAGUGGAAGUCCCUCCUGAAUCCUCCAGCCUUGUGCAGUAUGAUCUGAUUGGACAAACUGUUUCCAGUGAAACCGUCAAGUCCAUCACAGGUGAAUAUGUGGUGAUGACUGUCUACUUUCACUUGAAACGGAAAAUGGGCUACUUCAUGAUUCAGACAUACAUCCCCUGCAUCAUGACAGUAAUCCUUUCCCAAGUGUCCUUCUGGAUAAAUAAGGAAUCCGUGCCCGCCAGAACUGUCUUCGGUAUCACCACAGUUCUCACCAUGACCACUCUGAGCAUCAGUGCCCGCCACUCUCUGCCCAAGGUCUCCUAUGCCACGGCCAUGGACUGGUUCAUCGCUGUGUGCUUUGCUUUUGUCUUCUCUGCCCUGAUCGAGUUUGCAGCUGUGAAUUAUUUCACCAAUGCUCAGGCAGAAAGAGCUAAGAAGAAGCAAGCCAAAGCAGCUGCAGCCGCUGCGGCUGCAUCAGCCACCAAGAGCUCCACACCGUCCAGCAAGGGCAAAGACACUGAGGAGGUUCUGCAGCAAAACUCUGACACUAAUGGCAACCUACGCAAACGCAUGAACUCCACGACUCAGUCUCAGCCUGACUCCAAAGGCAGCCAAAGAACCGAAUCCUCCAGUAAGAGCACUGUUGCUGUGAGCAAACAGCUGCAGACGAGCCAGUUAGCCUCCAGCUCAGGUGGAACAAGCACCUCUGCUAGCCAGUCACGGCUCAACCCCAAAUCCUCCAGCCAAUCCAAUGCAGUUGCCCAAGCUUCAACCUCCAAGACCACACCCCCUGCCCCACCAUCCACACCAACAGUCCCUGGGCGGUCGUCGGGCAGCACACCCACCAGCUCUGCCUCUCUUCACCAUCUUUUAGGGCCAAAGUUGGAGAAUAUACAGAAAAUGGACACCAAGGCCUCACCCAGUCAACCAGCAGCUCCUGCAGCAGGAGGGACCAGCAAGAUUGACAAGUACGCACGCAUCCUUUUCCCAGUGUCUUUUGGGGCUUUUAACAUGGUGUACUGGGUGGUGUACUUAUCCAAAGACACCAUGGAAACAAGAGGAGGCUAACCACAUCAGAUUAGCAAGUGUUUUUUAUAAUACUCCAUCAAAGCCAAACAGCAAAUACAGAGGAUAACAUCUCUCAAAGGAUUGUGACAAGCAUAUUUAAAGCAAUUCCUAGAAAUCUAAUCUUAUUUAAACAAACGGACAAACAAACAGACAAGCACCUCAGAAGAUUAUAUGGAUGAAAUAAUUCUGAAACAUCAUUCUUGGGUCCUGUUUGAGGGUGAGCAUGUGGAUAUAGAAUAAAAACAGCACUAGCAUUCUCUCUGGACCGGAUCUUCGAUUCAUUUGGAGCCUUUUUUCAAGUGGUCAUAAAUUGCAAGGCACAUUAAUUGUAGAACUCACAGCUGCAGGGAUAUUGCCAGUGAAAUUGAAAAAGAAAAAAAUCAUUACCAUUUAGUCUAUUUUUCUAUAGAGACGUUUUCUGAUGAAUCGCUCAGUGCACCACUAAAGAUAAUGUUUUCUGGCAGACUUCCUUUUAAUCACUUUUUGUUUUUUAGUUUGAAUAUUGUUUAUUUGUGUCCAUGUAAGCAACCCAGGCAAUGGAGCGUCUGCUGAAUGAUGAGCUGAGAUUCUCUAGGCUGAGAGUUUGCUCUGUGUGGGCGGACCUCGUGAGCAAGCCUGCUGGACCACCCUGCAGACUGCUGAACAGCAGCAGCAGAUCUGUAUGCAUGUUUUUUUAUUUCUCUGACACAAAAAGAAUUUACAAAAUAAGCUAUUCUAUCUUUAUUUGUCCUUUAAAUAUGGUGAUUUUUUGUCAUUAUGGAAAUUAUUUUUGUUUGUUUGCAUUUUGCAUAGGAACGUUCACCUCCAGAAACUAGAGUCACCCUACAGUAAUCUGCGUUUUGUCAACUCUUACAAACCAUUUCUUACUUAUUGAAUGGCUAUUGUUUUUUUUUUCCAUUCAGUAUUACUUCACUGGAAGUCUGUUAUAUUGAUGAAUGACAAAUGGCAUUAUGAUUGAUUAUGUGAAUAUCAUUACCAUUGUAUGAGCAUCCACAGCACAUAAUGCACUAUAAGGUCAUAACCUUCAUUAUACAUUGAACGCUAAAACCCCUUAUUUUCUUUCAGUUGUGUCUGACUGGUUUGACUUUACAACUUUUGGAUGGGCAUUAUGUCUGAGUGCUCAAUGGGACUGAAUACUGAAUGUUUAAGGACUUUAUAAAUGUUUUAAGGUAUGCCAGUGACCAGCAACAUGUUCACAUUUUCCAGAUUUUUCUUUUCUUCUUCCCUUCUGCACCAACCUCACUCUCUCUCCCUGAUAGUAAAUCUCUAGUGUUCUAGCUCAGUCCAGAUUAAAUGUCAGUCCAGGAAAUAGACUGCUUAAAGGCCUGUGUGUGAGCAAAUGCACUCAUCCACAUUUGCUACAUUUCCACUGCAAGAACCAAAAACCAGCAGGUUUAGCUGGAAAGACUGUUCACAGAAAUUCUAGACCAUUUUUUAACAUAAAAAAGAACCAUCACCAGAGCUCCCUGGCCCUGUUUGACAUGUCAAACAAUAUAGUGUUGGGCAAAGAAGCAAAACUAUAGAAGCUAACAUUGAGAGCUAUACAGUUACACCAGCAUCUUGUACAUUUGCUUCUUCAAAAAUAAUACAGCUGUAGUUUAGAAUCAUCUAUGAAAAUGCAGCACAGUAGCAGGUUACUGGACUCCCAGGUCCUGUGUUGUUUUACCUCUGAAUUUAGACAAUGGAAUUGUGGCUGUUGUGCAUUGAAGGUGAAUGUGAUUGCACCAAUGAAAUCUCUUAAUUGUAACCUUCGUGUACAUGAAAGUGCUGAUAGUGUUCUGGAUAUCAGACUGUCUGCAUUUAAGAUGAGUUGGAAGACCAGGCCCACUGUGAUAAGAUAGCACUGAAGGAACUUGAAAGAGGAUUUCUCAGACUACUUAACAUUAUCCAAAACUGGGGACUGUCCAGUACAUACAUUCCCAAUAUCUCCUCAUAUUGGACAGGCUGGGCUUGGGCUUGAGUUAUCUGGCUAACUGAGAAAUCUUGCUUUGUGUUGAAACAUAGGCUAAAUAUACCAGGCUGCCACUUCAUUAAGUACACCUCUUUGUUUCUACUCUCUUUGUCCAGUGCAUGUAUGAGCACUUCAUAGUUCAAUUACUACAGUUCAAUUAGUACAAUUACUGUAAUUCAUCUGUUUCUCUGCAUAAUUUGUAAGCCCCUCUUUCAACUUGUUCUUCAAUGGUCAGGAUGCCUGCAGGCACAUCCUGGAGCAGGUAUUUUUUGGGUGGUGUAUCAUUCUCAGCAAUGCGGUAACACUGCUGUGGUGUUGCGUUAGUGUGUGUUGCACUGGUAUAAGUAGAUCCAACACAGCAGCGAUUAAAGAACUACAAAGCACAUCUAUCUGGUAAUGGACCUGAGAAAAUGGACAUUGAGUAUACAUACAAGGAAGUGUACUUAAUGACGUGGUCAGACAGUGUGUAUUAGUGUUUACUAAGUUAUGCUUUACGCUUUACUUUAAACAGGUUGUAGCUUCUACCUGCUUAGGAAUCAGUGGGAAUAUUUAGUAAAAAGUAGUUUGCCUGGUGCAACCAAUUUCUGAUUUUGUAAUGGCUGAAGCUUAAGUCACGUUAUACCUAGCCUAGGUGCUGCUGCACGAAACCUGGGCUAAACAAAUAUUGGAUUUUCCAGCUUUGGUUUAGUCUGGCAGAGAACUUUCUCCUAGACAAACACUCAGCAUUGGUCUCCAACAACCUACAGUAGGAGAAGAUGAGAAUUAAAUAGAUGCAAAAAGAAUAAGAUACAGGUGUUAAGCAUCAGCUACUCAGCCUCUUCAUUUCUAUUGCACACUAGACCUGCUACACCCACCGCACACCUCCAGAUCCAUGACCUACAGUAGACCUGUUCUCAUCAAUACAAACAUCCUCCUCUCCUCAUCCCUUUACCCGUUAAUUAUGCCCUUAUCGAUCUCCAGGCCAUUAACUAGUCAGCAGGCCAUCAUGCAGACAGCAAUUCGUCUAAAACACAAAUGCUUUGCUGUUCCUAUUCCAAACCAUCAUCAGUGUAUCAAGACAUGAAUCUGUAUGGACGAUCUUUCCGCCUUUCAUUUUAAUUACUGAGAAGAGGACGAAUGAUUCCCUCAGUGGUGUUGCCUUUACUUUUCUGUUUCUGUUUUUCUCUAUUUGAGGCGCUGACCUAAAGGCUAAGCGUUAAGUGGGUAUUUAGUAGCGGAGGGUCCCUGAGGGUAUGGCCCAACAUUCCAGGCGCUUACUUCUACUCGGAAAGUGUCACUUAAACAAGGCACCAGGAGGCUUAUUACAUUUCUCUCCCUCUGCCUCUGCUUUCCCCCUGUCUCUUCAUUUGUCUUUCUACUGCCCUCCCCUCUCUCUCUCCCUCUCUCUCUCCUUUAAGUGUGCAUGUAAACAGUGGACAUUUUUUGUGUAGUUUAUGGACAAGGCUAUCAGUGGACUGAUGGAGCAAUCAACAAUGUCUGCCAUUUCUGGCUUCCCCGGAAACGCAUGAAUGUGAAAUUGACUUCAUGCCCUUACCAUCACCCCUCCUAAAACCUCUCUCGAACACACACACACACACGCACACUUUAAACGCUCAUUAACCUGCCAGCUUCAGGGUGGGCUGCUUCCUCCCUCUGUUUCCCCCUUUGUGCCUGAGCAGCAGAGGCUAGUAUGCAUCAGAGUGAAAGUGUCACAGAUGAAGGUUAGAUAAGGACAAGGACUUUGCUGCUGUUCUAGGGGUGGGCGAUCCAGCACUAUAUCACAGUAAACUUUUCAGAGAAUAUUGUGGAUAUCAUUAGGACUUAAAGACCACUGAUAUAAUUUUAUUAAAGGAGAUUUGGAUUGAGAUCUUGUGCAUUUACAUUUAUUGCAUUUAGCAGGUGUUUAUGGCAUGUAGCAAAGCUAUUUAAAGCUGCACUAUAACACAAUAAAAUGGAAAGAACUACCAUAAGUCAGAAAUGGAAAAAUGCACUAAAUUAUGCUGCCCAUGUGCUGCUGUGAGUUACCUGAAAUAAUCAUUUAAAAAGAGGCAUCAGAGUUUUUCAGACCACAUCUUGUGUUUACUUAGUAACAUCAUGCACACACAGGCUCAAAAAGAAGGUCAAGCUGGAUUUUUAGGUCUCAAAAGUAAAACAUAUCCUUCAUUAAGUUUCAAGUUUUGACUGAGUUGUCUUUGAAUACUCUUUCAACACACUUGCCAUCAUCAUAUUCAUCCACUCGGUGAAGGAGUCUGAGGCGAAACCAACAUUACAAUAUGUUCUUCUGUAUGUUAUGUGCAAUUACACAUUUUCACCAGAGAGGUCUCUAAAUCCUCAAAACUUAUAUAGUGUAGCUUUAUGUCUUUGGUCUAUUGUAGGAAGAUCAUGAAUUAGAGCACAAUCGGCCCUGUGUAAUUUGGUGUGAAAUGUUGAAUUAAAAAAUGUUCUCAUAGUUUUUAACAGCAUUAUUAUUGGGGGAUUUUUGCUUCCCAAUUUAGUUCUGUCCAAUCUACUAGCUAGGUCUCCCUCUAUCACAUGAUGCUACCAAGCUUGGUGGGUGAAAGGUACCACAUGCUUCCUCCAAGUCACAUGAUAUCUCAUAUCUUUUCAAACUUUCAUUUACACAAUGAUGACAUGGGAAGCUCAACACAUUUGGAGAUGAACACUAACUGCCAGUUGUGCUAUAUUUGGUAACAGAUAUCUGCAUUGGUUAUUGAUGAUGGACGGGAUAGAGCCAUUGUACCCUCUGUAGAGAGUGAUGCCAGGUAUGCUGUCCUGGACUUCUGGCCACAGGACUUCUGUGGCAUUGCUGGAGCCUGAACGUGCAAUCACUUAGACCAGGUAUAUGAUGACCUAUCUGCAAAGUACCAGUGCUGUUUUCAUUUCAAGAAAUCAGGAGCACACAUGAUCAAUUGUUUGAAAACUGAAAUUAAAAAAACACAAUCAGUUGUGCUCCUCCGUGUUUGCAAUGAAGAUGUGAAGCCACACCCAUUUUUUGCAGAUAAGAUUGGACACCUCUGGCUUAGAAGGAUUUGAACAAACAAGGUCAUUUUUAAAAAUAUGGCAGUACUGGUCCUUUCCAUUUGUGGAAGUGGAAACCUUUGCUAUUUUAUAUUUUAGCCAUAUUACCCACCCUGAGCUUGCUUAUAGGCUAAGAUCCACUAGACUGAAGAACACUGAAAGUGUAGAAACACAGGUGACCUUGACUAACAGUGUUUUAGGCCUGAAGGUAGGUUUCUUCACCCUUAGCUUCUUCAAUUUGCACUUCAACCACAGAGAAGAGUGGAUGGUUGAGUGUAAUGCAGUCCAAAAUGCCUGAUAUUAUACUAUAAUAUUAUCUCAUCAAAAGCAAAGGACACAUCUGUGUCCUAGCAAGAUAAGCCACUUGAAUAUGUUUGCUCUUGUGUUUUGCUUUAUUUUUAGCUGCUUUUAUUUAUUUUUUUCCCUUUUCUUUCUUUUUUCACCACAAAUGUCACUGCCCUGUUUGUAUUACAGCUGAUUGAAUUGAAGUCUCCGCAGGCUCACUCAUGGAUAGUUGACAGCUUCUAUUACAGUUCCACCACUGCCACUGGAAAAGCAGAGGACAGAAAGGGCCUUCCUUUCUUCACACAGGCACUGGCAAGAUGGAAAACAUGUUUAGUGCACCCUGCAGAGUGUAUUUUGUUCUCCACACGAAGAACAAAUAUCCAUAAUCUCCCACUGGACCGCACCCAAAAAGGAGGAGGAAGAAUAAACAACCAAGGGAAAGAGAAAGUGAGCUGGGCUUAACAGUUUUCUCGAGGACUUUCUGACCCUCUACACGAGGUCAAAUGAUGACCAAGACGAAUAAUCGAGCAGCUUCCUGUAUAUAGUUGUACUAAUAACCGAAUGUCUUUGUAAAAACGAAAAUUAAAUCAUAUACAUUUUGUGUUUUGUA
Molecule: messenger RNA, 7941 nt
Organism: Pygocentrus nattereri (red-bellied piranha)
Lineage: Eukaryota; Metazoa; Chordata; Actinopteri; Characiformes; Serrasalmidae
Gene: gabra4
Product: gamma-aminobutyric acid type A receptor subunit alpha4
Exons: 9
Coding region: 410-2098 (562 amino acids)
Biological process (GO): regulation of postsynaptic membrane potential; synaptic transmission, GABAergic; monoatomic ion transmembrane transport
Cellular component (GO): dendrite membrane; GABA-A receptor complex; synapse
Molecular function (GO): transmitter-gated monoatomic ion channel activity involved in regulation of postsynaptic membrane potential; GABA-A receptor activity; GABA-gated chloride ion channel activity
Source: RefSeq, a predicted model, not a curated record